Syngnathoides biaculeatus (alligator pipefish) is the source of this 2793-nucleotide messenger RNA. RefSeq names its product gon-4 like a (gene gon4la). The transcript is spliced from 21 exons. The coding region runs from base 242 to 2638 and encodes 798 amino acids. Gene Ontology annotation, cellular component: nucleus. The record is from RefSeq and is a predicted model, not a curated record. Gene Ontology annotation, biological process: regulation of DNA-templated transcription. Lineage: Eukaryota; Metazoa; Chordata; Actinopteri; Syngnathiformes; Syngnathidae. Gene Ontology annotation, molecular function: transcription coregulator activity.
CAAACUCGUCAUCACUACGGAUGACGAGCGCGCCGCAGUCGUCGGGAGUAGAACGGCGAGGAGGAAGCGGAGGAAGGCCACGGAGGAAGGAGGCGAGGACGAGGAAGGAGGCGAUGAAGACUUGCCGAUUGACACACUGCUCGAUCAAUCGCUGGAGAGCAAGUCCAAACAACACAAGUUGACCAGCGUCAAUGUGCGCAACAUCAUCCACGAAGUAAUCACCAAUGAGCACGUGGUGGCGAUGAUGAAAGCCGCCAUCAACGAGACGGAAGUUGCGCCACCGUUCGAGCCCAAAAUGACCCGAUCCAAGCUGAAGGAAGUUGUGGAGAAAGGCGGCGUGGUGAUCCCGGCCUGGAACAUCUCGCCCAUCAAGAAGAGCAGAGAUGCCGGCAAGGUUCGUCAAUUUGUGGACAUCCCUCUGGCCGAGGAAGACUCCUCCGAUGAAGAGUAUCGUCCCGACGACGAAGACGAGGACGAGACGGCGGAAGACACCUUGCAGGAGAGCGACUUUGAGAGCGCGGCGUCACCCCCUCGAGGAUGCGGAGCCCACCCUGCUCCCCGGAAGGCGUCUGUCGCGAUGGGCCCGCCCCCUCCUCCCAAAGGUCCGCCUCCCUCCGCACAGACGGACAACUUCCUGGAGAAGCUGCGCGCCGUGGAGGCGGAGCUCGCUGUGUGCAUGGAACCGUACCAGCCUCUCCAGGACGCGGGCGAGGCAGCGGGCGACGGGGGUUUGAUGGCUUACCGCACCCGCUCCAAACGUCCCCUCCGAGACGUCCCGCUCGGCCAGCUGGAGGCGGAACUGCGAGCGCCCGACAUCACGCCGGACAUGUACGACUCUGGCUCCGUCCACGAGGACAGGGACUGGACUGAUUGGUUGAGAGGCCUGAUGACCUCUGACGUGGAAAACGACGAGGAGUGUGACGACGAGGACGAUCCCGAGUACAACUUCCUGGCUGACGUCGAUGAACCCGAUCAGGAGGAUUACCGUGACGAUAAGGCCGUACGCAUCACCAAAAAGGAAGUCACCGAAUUGAUGGAGGAGCUCUUUGAAACGUUGAAGGAGGAUCUGGCGGGCCAGGACGUGGACGACGAAGGCCACCACGAAGGCCAAGAGGAGCGUGCACGCACGCGGUCCAAGCACGUUGCGGCUGCGCUUGAGUGUCACGCAACUGAGGAAGGCCACGGCGGCGAGGCGCAGGACGGCCGAGCGACGGGAGGCCGGCGAACCGUCAUGCAGCAGCUGACGCUGAUGAAGAGCGCACAACAUCACCACGCGCAACGUGCGCACACACUAACGCUGGACACACGACACAGAAACGCACUGCAGCAGCAAGUGCAGCAGCAUGUGCAGCUGCUGGUUCAGAUCCACCUUCUCACGUCGCCUGUGGAAGAACUCCGCAAUGAGGCUGAAACUACUCGGCACUUCUUGUUUGAGUUAGACGUGUUGGCGCGGCGAUCUGAGCUGGCGACGUCAUCCCGGCGUAGCAGCGCUUUCAGGGCGUCCAACCUGCAGGGGGCGCUAAAGCUGUUGAAUGAGCUGCAGGAGCAACCCGUGACCUACGUGCGCAGCAAACACACGCCAGACUCGCGUGGGAAAAUGCGACGUUUUGCUCUGAUGCCCGCUGAGUUGGCGUGGAUCUUUGUCACGCGUCCCGUCUUCCUCUACCCGCAACUUCUGCCGCGGGUCAGUCUGGACCCAGCCCUCUACUCCCCCCGCAGGACUGCCGCAUUCACUGCAGCCGAAGACUGCCUGCUGGUCGUUGGUCUGCAGAACUUGGAGGGAUCGCGCGACCCCGCCCGACUACUGUGCGACUUGUUGCUGGCCAAAAGUGUUGAUCAGGUGAGACGGCGCAUCCUGCAGUGCUGCAGACCGGGAACCGCUGACAACAUCGUCAAGACAUUCCGGCAUAAGCGCGUCGUUCCUCGCAUGCCACUGGCAUGCGCUCGUGUUUCUGCGUCGGAGCAGCGCCCCCCGGUGGAGCGAGAUGUGAGGCUCCUGCCUAUGUGGCUGCUGAGGAGCCUUCCUGCGAUCUCCAAAACGGUCGGCCCCCCGCCCUCGUGCACGUCCUCCGGUCACGUGACUCCGGCCGGCUCUGCCUCCACGCGCUACCCGGCCCGCCUCCCGCCCGACCUGCGCUACCGCCGGGUCGGCUUCGUGCGGCACGCCGGCCUCGGGCCCCCGACUCCACCAUCUCCCCGCGGUGCAGCCGAACUUCCCGCUCCGUCCGAACCCUCGAGCGACUCCGGCCCGAGCGUGAACGCGGGCUUGAUGACAGAAGACGGUGGAACUUCGGGUCCUUCGCUUGAGGAAGUCCGGCAGCGUUCCCUGACGGCAGAAGGCAAGGAAGCCACAGCGCACGUUUUUGCAAAAAACGUCUCGACGGGCAUCAACGGCGAAAAACUGGUGGUCUGGACCCGAGAAGCGGACCGCCUGAUCCUGACAGCCUGCCAGCAGCGAGGAGCCAAUUGGAGGACGUUCCGCCGAGUCUCCGCCCAGCUGGGGAACAAAAGCGCCCGCCAGGUGAGCGUCCGUUUCCACGACCUCCUUCGCCUUUUUCACGUGGCCACAACGCCCGCGUCCCGCUCUGCUGCCACCGGUGAACCGGAACCCCAAGUCCAAAAGCAGACUGAGGUGUGACAAGAUCGCAGAAAAGAGAGAGAAACAAUCUGUUAAUUGCUUUCUGGGCGGUGUCCUCUAGACAUUGAAUGUCUCCACUGCCCCAAAACAUAUUUUGAUGUUCAGGUACUGUUGUAAAUAAAGUUUGAAAUCUUCAAGAUGAGUCUUCCACAACA